AUGCGAGCGAGUGGCUUUGGUGCGGCUGAGGCUGCAGCCGUCUUGGGCGAGAGGAAGGGAGCCCCAACCACUUCCUCGGAGAGCAGCAUCACUAGGCUGGCUUUCGGCAGCUGCAACAAGCAGUAUCUUCCGCAGCCUAUGUGGAAAAGUGUGGAGGACCUCUCGCCCGACGUGUGGCUCUGGAUCGGCGAUGCCGUGUACGUGGACAAGUUCAGCGACGGCGGUGUGAAGAAGAUGAAAGAAGCGUUCUCAAAGCAGCUGGCGAACGAGGACUACCAACGGUUUCUCGCUAAGGUUCCGAGGGUCGAGGGCGUCUGGGACGACCACGACUACGGGGUCAACGACGCCGGGAAGGAGCUGUCCGAUCACCCCGGCAGGGUUUCGGCGUUCCUGGACUUUUUGGGGGUGGGGGACGACGAUCCCCGGCGGGGCGGAAGCACGCUCUACUCCUCGCACACGUUCGGAGAGGCUCCGAAAAAGUAA
Molecule: messenger RNA, 483 nt
Organism: Ectocarpus siliculosus
Lineage: Eukaryota; Phaeophyceae; Ectocarpales; Ectocarpaceae
Source: the annotation of a GenBank genome assembly